This is a messenger RNA of Rotaria sp. Silwood2, 389 nucleotides long. NCBI's taxonomy places the organism in Eukaryota, Metazoa, Rotifera, Eurotatoria, Philodinida, Philodinidae. The record is from the annotation of a GenBank genome assembly.
AUGGCUGUACUUCAUCGAAUUCUUUCCGUACAAAAUAAACUUUUGCCAUUUCUAUAUCCUGGAUCAAUAACAAUGGAUACAGAUUCCAAAGCCUUAGAUGAAUUAAUUACACUAUAUCAUCCACAACUGGAUUUAGGUGAAAAUUUAACAGAUAAUGAUAUUGACGAGUUUCGUUAUCAUUCAAAACGAAUGUUAACUGCUUUAUUUCCAGUAAGAUCAUCAUCUUGUCUUGUUGAACAUCAUAUAUUUCAAUAUAAUACUAAUCAAAUAAAUAUGUAUUCUAUACAACAUGAACAAAUCAAUGAUUGGAAAUGUUCUAAUCAACCAUUAAUUCUUUAUUUUCAUGGUGGUGGAUUUGUUUUUGGUGAUAUUGAUACAUAUUCUGGUUU